Molecule: messenger RNA, 4579 nt
Organism: Macaca mulatta (Rhesus monkey)
Lineage: Eukaryota; Metazoa; Chordata; Mammalia; Primates; Cercopithecidae
Source: RefSeq, a predicted model, not a curated record
GAAGUCUCACGGCCGGAGUUGGUGGUCCGGGAACCCACGUGGGCUGAGUUUCGGGUUGCUUUGGUGGUCCGACCCGCUGUGGUGCUCACCCGGGCCUAGUCGCCAUGGGGAAGCUGCGCCGGCGGUACAACAUCAAGGGGCGCCAGCAGGCGGGUCCCGGCCCCUCGAAGGGCUCCCCCGAGCCGCCCCCCGUGCAGCUGGAACUAGAGGACAAGGACACUUUGAAGGGAGUUGAUGCGAGCAACGCACUCGUUCUACCGGGGAAGAAGAAAAAGAAGACCAAAGCCCCUCCGCUGUCGAAGAAGGAGAAGAAGCCUCUGACCAAGAAGGAAAGGAAAGUGCUGCAGAAAAUCUUAGAACAGAAGGAGAAAAAGAGCCAGCGAGCAGAGAUGCUACAGAAGCUGAGUGAAGUCCAGGCUUCCGAAGCCGAGAUGAGACUCUUUUAUACCACCUCCAAGCUGGGCACUGGGGACCGCAUGUACCACACCAAACAGAAGCCUGACGAGGUGGUGGCCCCAGGCCAGGAGAAGAUCAGCAGCCUCAGCGGUGCCCACCGGAAGCGUCGCCGCCAGCCCUCAGCUGAGGAGGAGGAGGAGUCACAGGAGUCGGAGCUGGAGGGGGAGUCAGAGCUGGACGAGGACCCGGCUGCUGAGCUGGCUGAGGCUGGUGCGGGGACCACCGUGGCACCUCUGCCGCCAACUCCAGCACCCAGCUGUCAGCCCGCGCCGGCUGGGAUGCCUGUUCCUCCUCCUCCAGCUGCAGCACCCCCACUGCCCAGGGCCCUGGCCAAGCCUGCUGUCUUUAUCCCCGUGAACCGCUCCCUGGAAAUGCAGGAAGAACGGCUGAAGCUCCCAAUUCUCUCUGAAGAACAAGUGAUCAUGGAGGCUGUGGCCGAGCACCCCAUUGUCAUCGUGUGUGGUGAGACUGGCAGCGGGAAGACCACACAGGUGCCUCAGUUUCUCUAUGAAGCAGGCUACAGCAGUGAAGACAGCAUCAUCGGUGUCACAGAGCCCCGCCGAGUGGCCGCCGUGGCCAUGUCCCAGCGAGUGGCCAAGGAGAUGAAUCUGUCCCAGCGGGUCGUCUCCUACCAGAUCCGGUAUGAAGGAAACGUGACAGAGGAGACCAGAAUCAAGUUCAUGACGGAUGGUGUGCUGCUCAAAGAAAUCCAGAAGGACUUCCUGCUGCUGCGGUACAAGGUGGUGAUCAUCGACGAGGCCCACGAGAGGAGCGUGUACACGGACAUCCUCAUCGGCCUCCUGUCCCGCAUUGUGACUCUCCGGGCCAAGAGGAACCUGCCACUCAAGCUGCUCAUCAUGUCGGCCACGCUGCGGGUGGAGGACUUCACCCAGAACCCGCGGCUCUUCGCCAAGCCGCCCCCGGUCAUCAAGGUGGAAUCCAGGCAGUUCCCAGUAACUGUGCAUUUCAACAAGCGGACACCACUGGAAGACUACAGCGGCGAGUGCUUCCGGAAGAUUUGCAAGAUCCACCGGAUGCUGCCCGCAGGCGGCAUCCUGGUGUUCCUGACGGGGCAGGCUGAGGUGCACGCGCUGUGCCGCAGGCUCAGGAAGGCUUUCCCACCCUCCAGAGCCCGGCCACAAGAAAAGGACGAUGAUCAGAAAGACUCAGCGCAGGAAAUGCGGAAGUUUAAGAAGUCGAGGGCCAGGGCCAAGAAGGCGCGGACCGAGGUGCUGCCCCAGAUCAACUUGGAUCAUUACUCAGUGUUGCCGGCAGGCGAAGGCGAUGAGGACAGGGAGGCGGAAGUGGACGAGGAAGAGGGGGCUCUGGACUCCGACCUCGAUCUGGACUUGGGGGAUGGCGGGCAAGAUGGAGGUGAGCAGCCGGAUGCCUCCCUCCCACUCCACGUGCUCCCGCUGUACUCUCUGCUGGCCCCAGAGAAGCAAGCACAGGUCUUUAAGCCUCCACCGGAGGGGACUCGGUUGUGUGUUGUGGCCACCAACGUUGCCGAGACGUCUCUUACAAUCCCUGGCAUCAAGUACGUGGUGGACUGUGGGAAGGUCAAGAAGCGUUACUACGACCGCGUCACCGGCGUGUCCUCCUUCCGCGUCACCUGGGUCUCCCAGGCAUCAGCUGACCAGCGAGCAGGCAGAGCAGGACGGACAGAGCCCGGCCACUGCUACAGGCUGUAUUCAUCUGCGGUUUUUGGUGACUUCGAGCAGUUUCCUCCUCCUGAAAUCACCCGGAGGCCUGUUGAAGACUUAAUCCUUCAAAUGAAGGCUCUCAACAUUGAAAAGGUCAUCAACUUCCCCUUCCCGACGCCCCCCUCCGUGGAGGCCCUUCUUGCCGCCGAGGAGCUGUUGAUCGCACUGGGUGCCCUGCAACCGCCCCAGAAAGCAGAAAGGGUGAAGCAACUGCAGAAGAACCGGCUGAGCUGCCCCAUCACUGCGCUGGGCCGGACCAUGGCCACGUUCCCCGUGGCACCCCGCUACGCCAAGAUGCUGGCUCUGAGCCGGCAACACGGCUGCCUGCCCUAUGCCAUCACCAUUGUGGCCAGCAUGACGGUGCGGGAGCUGUUUGAGGAGCUGGACAGACCGGCAGCCAGUGACGAGGAGCUCGCCAGGCUGAAGAGCAAGCGGGCCUGGGUGGCCCAGAUGAAGAGGACCUGGGCAGGGCAGGGGGCUUCUCUGAAGCUCGGCGACCUCAUGGUGCUGCUGGGUGCCGUGGGAGCCUGUGAGUAUGCCGGCUGCACACCCCAGUUUUGCGAAGCCAACGGGCUGCGGUACAAAGCCAUGAUGGAGAUCCGGCGCCUGCGGGGCCAGCUGACCAGCGCAGUCAAUGCCGUGUGCCCGGAGGCUGAGCUCUUCGUGGAUCCCAAGAUGCAGCCGCCCACCGAGAGCCAGGUAACCUACCUGCGACAGAUCGUGACGGCCGGCCUGGGGGACCACCUGGCCCGCCGGGUCCAGAGCGAGGAGCUGCUGGAGGACAAGUGGAGGAAUGCCUACAAGACCCCUCUCCUCGACGACCCUGUCUUCAUCCACCCCAGCUCCGUCCUUUUCAAAGAGCUCCCCGAGUUUGUGGUCUACCAGGAAAUCAUGGAGACCACCAAGAUGUACAUGAAAGGCGUCUCUAGCGUGGAGGUCCAGUGGAUCCCGGCCCUGCUUCCCUCUUACUGCCAGUUUGACAAGCCCCUGGAGGAGCCAGCCCCUACCUACUGCCCCGAGCGGGGGCGGGUGCUGUGUCACCGAGCCAGCGUGUUCUAUCGCGUGGGCUGGCCGCUUCCCGCCAUCGAGGUGGAUUUUCCAGAGGGCAUUGACCGCUACAAGCACUUUGCCCGGUUCCUGCUGGAAGGACAGGUCUUCCGCAAGCUGGCCUCAUACCAGAGCUGUCUGCUGUCCAGCCCCAGCACCAUGCUGAAGACGUGGGCCAGGCCCCCAGCAGCAGCUGGUCUGUGCCCUGGCUGCCUGCCACCAACCUGCAUCCCUGCCCCACAGGCUGCAGCCCCGGACGGAGAGCCUCCUGCGAGCCCUGGUUGCAGAGAAGGCUGACUGCCGUGAAGCCUUGCUGGCUGCUUGGAAGAAAAACCCCAAAUACCUGCUGGCCGAGUACUGUGAGUGGCUUCCACAGGCCAUGCACCCCGAUAUCGAGAAAGCCUGGCCCCCCACAACUGACCACUGACCGGACACCUGGCUGGAGGGCCGAAGACUGGAGGGCUGGCAGCAGCCUGUCACCCUGCGACCAUGACUGCCUGGCGUGGGCUUCAUGGCCUGCUCUCGGGAAGCAGGUCAAGCCCUGGGAACCUCGUCCAUGAGAACUCGAUACCGUAUGAAGCGUGCUGCUGCCCGUGCCGUCUGGCCUGGGGGUGACUUUUUGAACUGAUUAUUACAUGGUGGAUGAUGAUUUCAUCUCACGUGCUGGACGCUGUUCUGUUCAGUGUGCUCUUUGGACUACAUUAGUCCGCCGUGGAGCAGCAGGGCCGGAGGUCUCUGCAGUCCCUUCCCCGCUGCCCUACCAGAAGGCCAAGGAGGCACGUGGAGGGCUCAUCCUUUCUGCAAUUCUUCCCUCUAGAGUCAGGGAGGUCCGCCCAGCCCUGGCCUCACAGCCGUCCCAGAUGUUAGGUGAACCACCGAGCUGUGCGUUGACCUUGAGGGGCCCGGCUCGGGGCCCCCAGGCUCCACGCCUUCUUGGGAGGGUGGACGCCGGCACCUUUCCUGUGUUACGGCUGCGGGGAGCGAGCAUCUCGUCUGCCUGUGGUCAGCUCUCAGACGGCAGGGAGCGGAGCUGACCUUGGCCGUGCUUGGUCACCGCUGCCGCAGAGGAUGGGCCUAGCUAGGCUGGGGCCACAGGACUAUUCUGCCGGCCUUGAAUGGGGACUGCAGAACCCUCAGUUUGUCUCCCUUGUUCUUCUGUGGCCGAGGUGGGAGGGGUAGGUCCCCCAGCAAGAGAGACAGGAGCACCCCAGACAGGACCAAGGAGUCGGGAGGCCCCUGCCCUUCCGUCCUCCAUGGUGAGGGCCCGGACGUCUCCCCAGAGCCCAGCGCUCGCAGGAUGGAUUCCGCUCCUGGCUUUGCUUCUGCGGCUUUGGUGGAGACAGUUAUGGAAUAAAAUGUUCCUUGCACCCAGA